Molecule: messenger RNA, 1243 nt
Organism: Myripristis murdjan (pinecone soldierfish)
Lineage: Eukaryota; Metazoa; Chordata; Actinopteri; Holocentriformes; Holocentridae
Gene: cldn10d
Product: claudin 10d
Exons: 5
Coding region: 165-944 (259 amino acids)
Cellular component (GO): membrane; bicellular tight junction
Molecular function (GO): structural molecule activity
Source: RefSeq, a predicted model, not a curated record
GCACUGUGGCGGAGAGGGGGAGCCUUGUUCAGGUUUUCCACGGUCAGGUGUUCUCAGAGCUGGAUGUUUAAGAUCUGUGCAGUGGACCUUUCCUCUUGUCUGUUGAUUUCCACAUUUUAUUUUGUUAAAUUUGGGGUUUUUGAUGAGUGAAGGCGCCCACCACCAUGAAGUACAGGACAGUGGUGAUGUACAUGGAGAUCGGCUGCUUUGUGUCCUGUCUGUCUGGAUGGAUCCUGGUGUGUUCCACUCUACCCACCGAGUACUGGACCUUUUCUGAAGUGGGCAGCAUCGUCCUGACCACCUCAAACUACUACUCCAAUCUGUGGCGGGACUGCAUCUCAGACACCACAGGGGUCUCCGACUGCAAGGACUACCCCUCCAUGUUGGCCCUGCCUGCCUUCCUACAUGCCUGCAGAGCCCUGGCCGUCUGCUCUGUCAUCACUGGCUUCUUUGCAGGUGUCCUCACCCUGGUGGGGAUGAAAUGCACUAAAAUAGGAGGCUCAGAGAUUGCCAAUUCAAGGGUGACCUUUGCAGGUGGUAUAACGUACCUUGUUUCAGGAUUCUGUGGGAUGAUCACGUAUUCGUGGUGGGGCAACAGAGUCGUAUCAGAAUUUUUGGAUCCGAAUUUCAGGGCACAAAAAUUUGAACUGGGAGCUGCAGUUUUUAUUGGCUGGGGAGGCUCGACCCUUCUCAUCGGUGGAGGGGCGGUGCUGAGUUUCUUCUCUGGAAAAGAGGGUCUUCGCUCAACCUCCCAGAAAAGCCCACGAAGGCCUGCGACCUAUGCCACGGCCCGAACCAGACGGACUUACAUGCUGCCACCGUCCUCGUCCAGAGUGACCCUGGUGCCUCCCCUGUUCUACGAAGGCAGAAGCAGCAGGAAGAGCAGAGCAACUAGAGCGACAACCAAGACCAGCAGGACGUUCAGCAGGGACGACUUUGUCUGAGCCAAUGAGCUGAGGAAGUGACUCAGUUACCAAAGGAGGAGACUCUUACUGAACAAGUGCAUGGCUGGAAAUGAGAAUCUUGCCACUAACGCAGUGCUUGGAAACAUGCACAAAGGAAGAAAUGAUGACAGAUAUAAAACAAGAAGUUCUUUGGUGGUCCUGCUUUUUGCAAAUACGGAAUUUGUAUGCAGAGGAAACUGUAAUGUGUUUUAUGUGAAACUUUGCAACUUCAUGUGAAAUGAAAAAUUACAUACAAACUACACGGCCUUUGUUGAUACAAAACAUAGCUGGUGCAGACA